Lycium ferocissimum is the source of this 1159-nucleotide messenger RNA. Its product is annotated as 1-aminocyclopropane-1-carboxylate oxidase 5-like. The transcript has 4 exons. NCBI's taxonomy places the organism in Eukaryota, Viridiplantae, Streptophyta, Magnoliopsida, Solanales, Solanaceae. The record is from RefSeq and is a predicted model, not a curated record. Bases 97 to 1047 code for a protein of 316 amino acids.
AUUUUCUAGACCAUCAAACUGCUACAAUCUCUCUUGUUGUUACUCUCUAUUUUCUAAUUUAGUCUCUGUUUAUUCGUUGUUGUUUGUUACUUCAAAAUGACUACUAUUCCGGUGAUUGAUUUCUCAAAGCUUGAUGGAGAGGAGAGAGCCCACACCUUGGCUCAGAUUUCCAAAGGCUGUGAAGAAUGGGGAUUCUUUCAGUUAGUGAAUCAUGGAAUUCCAGUUGAGCUGCUUGAAAGGGUGAAGAAGGUAUCUGCAGAAUGUUUUAAGGUGGAAAGAGAGGAGGCUUUCAAGAAUUCAAAACCAGUCAAGUUGCUUAAUGAGUUGGUGAAGACCAAGAAAAGUGGCAAAGUUGAAAAUGUUGAUUGGGAAGAUGUCUUCCUUCUCACUGAUGAUAAUGAAUGGCCCUCCAAGACUCCUCAAUUCAAGGAAACAAUGAAAGAGUAUAGAUCAGAGCUGAAGCAGCUAGCAGAGAGAGUGAUGGAAGUGAUAGAUGUUAACUUAGGGUUAUCAAAAGGAUACAUCAAGAAAGUCUUCAAUGAAGGUGAAAAUAAUGGUGCUUUCUUUGGGACAAAAGUAAGCCACUACCCACCAUGCCCACAUCCAGAAAAAGUGAAUGGGCUAAGAGCUCAUACUGAUGCUGGUGGUGUCAUUUUGCUGUUUCAAGAUGAUCAAGUUGAUGGCCUUCAAAUCCUGAAAGACGGCGAAUGGAUCGAUGUUUUGCCUGUUCCCUACGCCAUUGUUAUCAACACAGGUGAUCAAAUUGAAGUGCUUAGCAAUGGGAAAUACAAGAGCGUUUGGCACCGUGUUUUGUCAAAACCAGAUGGAAAUAGGAGGUCCAUUGCUUCAUUCUAUAACCCUUCAUUGAAAGCCACCAUUGCUCCUGCACCAGAGCUACUUGUGGAUGAUCAGAAGGAUAUUAAGAAAAAUGAAAUGGAAUUAACUACUACUUAUCCAACUUUUGUGUUUGGAGAAUACAUGAAUGUUUAUAAUGAGCAGAAGUUCCUUCCUAAAGAACCAAGGUUCCAAGCUGUGGGAACAGUGUGAACAAGUCUAAUAAUUAUUUAUAUUUAUUUUCACUUUUGUUGCUAGUAUUUUGUUCGGGAUGUUUCAACCUUCAUAUAUAUAAAUAAAUAAAGUCAGUACGUAUUAAUUUUGA